ACUGCAAAUAAUAGCGGAGCUAGUGCUAAAGCUCAUAUUGAUGAUCAAUCAGCAAGAACGAUAGUGUAUAAUGAAAUAAAAAGUCUCCUUUUUGAUAUCACUGAUGUAAACUUGCUGAUCGGCGUGACAAAUUGUCACGUGCAUAUGUCUGAUCUAUCUAGUUUAACCGAUUCAUCAGCAGAGUUGGCACGGUCAAAAUUAUCAGAAAUCGAGGUGAGUAAAGAAGCCUCACCAGAAACUGAAAUAAGUGCACCUACUGAAAUCAAG
Diversispora eburnea is the source of this 267-nucleotide messenger RNA. The record is from the annotation of a GenBank genome assembly. NCBI's taxonomy places the organism in Eukaryota, Fungi, Glomeromycota, Glomeromycetes, Diversisporales, Diversisporaceae.